This is a messenger RNA of Perkinsus marinus ATCC 50983, 947 nucleotides long. Its product is annotated as Protein PPLZ12, putative. The record is from RefSeq and is a predicted model, not a curated record. NCBI's taxonomy places the organism in Eukaryota, Perkinsozoa, Perkinsida, Perkinsidae. The transcript is spliced from 7 exons. The coding region runs from base 27 to 872 and encodes 281 amino acids.
AAGCCUCUUUCAUUAAUUGUAACCGCAUGGGUUGCGUCCAGACCGUCCCCAACGAUCGUGUUGCCGUUAUCACAAGAUUCGGUAAGUUCGACCGUCUCGGCCAGCCAGGUUUGCUGUGUUUGCCGAUACCCUGUAUCUGUGUGAGGGCCGGGGAUGUCUCUGUGAGAAUUCAAGAGACUUCUAUGACCUGCGAAACGAAGACUAAGGAUAACGUCUUUGUUAGCAUACAAGUAGCCGUACAAUAUGAAGUAAUCAAGGCGAAGAUCUACGAAGCUUUCUAUCGCCUUCACAACCCCACAGUACAGAUCAACUCGUACGUAUUUGAUGUGGUUCGAUCGACGGUGCCUGGCAUGCUACUUGAUGACGUCUUCGAAUCAAAAGACGAGGUUGCCAAACAAGUGAAGGAUCAGUUGCAGAAGAUUAUGGGUGAAUUUGGAUUCCAGAUCAAUCAGGCUUUGGUAACUGACAUAUCUCCUAAUCGUAAAGUUAGGGAUGCCAUGAACGAGAUCAACGCCAACCGCAGGCUGAGAGUGGCGGCUACUGAGAAGGCUGAGGCGGAAAAGGUCGUCAUUGUGAAGCAAGCAGAAGCAGAGGCCGAAUCGAAGUUCCUGCAAGGACAGGGAGUGGCCCGGCAGCGCAAGGCGAUCGUUGAUGGUCUACGCGAAUCAGUAGGAGAUUUCCAAGAGGCUAUUCAUGAGAUGUCCGCAAAGGAUGUGUUGGAAUUGGUAUUGGUAACGCAAUAUUUCGACACUCUAAAAGAGGUCGGAAGCUCCUCAAAGGCUAAUACGGUGUUCGUGAGUAACUCGCAGAAGAGCGUAACCGACGAGAUUAAGAUGGGAGUGUUGCAAGCCAGAGCCGGCGCGGGCUUAUAACGAUGAGGGGAAAAGUUUUUGAUAAAUGUGAAGAUAUCAAUGAAGCCUAUUAGAUGAGAAUAGUUAUUAUCAGUU